Molecule: messenger RNA, 2471 nt
Organism: Pecten maximus
Lineage: Eukaryota; Metazoa; Mollusca; Bivalvia; Pectinida; Pectinidae
Exons: 6
Coding region: 66-653 (195 amino acids)
Source: RefSeq, a predicted model, not a curated record
AUGUCACGCAAUGUGACUGAGAGGGAGAUAUAAGUUGGCGGAUAUUCACUGAAGAAGAUAGCCAGAUGGCAUUUGUGUUCUUAUUUAUUUUGACAAUUGGAGUAUGUACAAUGAAAACCGAUGGAUUAAAAUGCGCAUGUGCAAAAUUCAAAACACCAGUGUUCAUUGAAAAUGAUGACGGUGACGAAAAAGAGAACAGAGUACAAAAUUUCCUGGCGACUGGUCAGUGUUUGGAAAUGAUUGAUAAACCACGACGAUUUUGGGUUGCUGUGCUGUACAAAGGAAAGAACGCGUUUUUGCAGGGUAAUGAAGUUUUAGCUUGGGAUUGUGAAAAUGAUUUGAUUUCGUUCACACCAGAAAUAAUGGACGCUAUAUAUAAUUGCUCCGACGGAAAGCGUCGUAAGUCCGUGACCGGGUGGAGUUAUCUCCCUUCAGACGAUACUUACCACGAUGAACAUGACAUGCCACUAUCUUCAUUGCAGGAUUUUAGAGACGGUACCCAACAAUACGUCAGUGUCUUUAUCCGGGGAAAUAUCGGGAAUAAACUACGGGAGAACUGUAUGUAUACCGGAGCUCAAUCACAUGUUGAAACGCUUUAUCAUUUUCAGGGUAGCCAACACCUAUCGGCAUCAGACAGAAAGCAUUGUAUAUGACGGCGGUACUGCUGAGACGUCAUAUCAACUGACAGUGGUGUAUUAGUAUCUAGAUAUGACGACGGUACUGCUGUGACGUCACUGACUGUGGUGUAUUAGUAUCUAGAUAUGACGACGGUACUGCCGAGACGUCACUGACUGUGGUGUAUUAGUAUCUAGAUAUGACGACGGUACUGCUGGGACGUCAUACCAGCUCACUGUAGUGUAUUAGUAUCUAGAUAUGACGACGGUACUGCUGGGACGUCACUCACUGUGGUGUGUUAGUAUCUAGAUAUGACGACGGUACUGCUGUGACGUCACUGACUGUGGUGUAUUAGUAUCUAGAUAUGACGACGGUACUGCUGUGACGUCACUGACUGUGGUGUGUUAGUAUCUAGAUAUGACGACGGUACUGCUGUGACGUCACUGACUGUGGUAUAUUAGUAUCUAGAUAUGACGACGGUACUGCUGUGACGUCACUGACUGUAGUGUAUUAGUAUCUAGAUAUGACGACGGUACUGCUGUGACGUCACUGACUGUGGUGUAUUAGUAUCUAGAUAUGACGACGGUACUGCUGUGACGUCACUGACUGUGGUGUGUUAGUAUCUAGAUAUGACGACGGUACUGCUGGGACGUCACUGACUGUGGUGUGUUAGUAUCUAGAUAUGACGACGGUACUGCUGUGACGUCACUGACUGUGGUGUGUUAGUAUCUAGAUAUGACGACGGUACUGCUGUGACGUCACUGACGGUGGUGUAUUAGUAUCUAGAUAUGACGGCGGUACUGCUGUGACGUCACUGACUGUGGUGCAUUAGUAUCUAGAUAUGACGACGGUACUGCUGUGACGUCACUGACAGUGGUGUAUUAGUAUCUAGAUAUGACGGCGGUACUGCUGGGACGUCACUCACUGUAGUGUAUUAGUAUCUAGAUGUGACGACGGUACUGCUGGGACGUCAUACCAGCUGACUGUGGUGUGUUAGUAUCUAGAUAUGACGACGGUACUGCUGGGACGUCAUACCAGCUGACUGUGGUGUGUUAGUAUCUAGAUAUGACGACGGUACUGCUAUGACAUCACUGACUGUGGUGUAUUAGUAUCUAGAUAUGACAACGGUACUGCUGUGACGUCACUGACUGUGGUGUAUAAGUAUUUAGAUACGACGACGGUACUGCUGUGACGUCACUGACUGUGGUGUAUUAGUAUCUAGAUAUGACGACGGUACUGCUGUGACGUCACUGACUGUGGUGUAUUAGUAUCUAGAUAUGACGACGGUUCUGCUGUGACGUCACUGACUGUGGUGUAUUAGUAUCUAGAUAUGACGACGGUACUGCUGUGACGUCAUACCAACUGACUGUGGUGUAUUAGUAUCUAGAUAUGACGACGGUACUGCUGUGACGUCACUGACUGUGGUGUAUUAGUAUCUAGAUAUGACCACGGUACUGCUGGGACGUUACUAACGGUGGUGUAUUAGUAUCUAGAUAUGACGACGGUACUGCUGAGACAUCACUGACUGUGGUGUAUUAGUAUCUAGAUAUGACGACAAUACUGCUGGGACGUCAUACCAACUGACUGUGGUGUAUUAGUAUCUAGAUAUGAAUCAAAGAAGAGAAGGAAAAGUCAUGGAAUGUGGAAUUUUCUAAGAAUGUGAAAUAUUGUUUGUGGAUUGGUUAGCUUGUGUUGUAGAGCCUACACGAGUUAUGUGUUACUGGAUAGAGUAUACCAACUGUAUUACGGUUCUCACUUGACCUACCAUCAAUUUUAGUCGAUUUUAAUAGCUCAAAGAGGCUAAUGUUGACUUGUUUUAAUACGUACCGACUAUAAUUAAAACUUUGGCUUCACUU